AUGAGCUCGGCCACUACUGUUGUUCCCUUUCCCGCGGGACACCGCGUCUUCGUCUACGGUUCGCUCCGACCAGACAUCAACGCCAGCAUUCACCAGCGAUUCAUGGGCAAGUGCAUCCCGGUUGGACCAGCUUACUACCAAGGACGCAUGUAUAUCGUCGACAAGCGCACGGAAGAGGAGCAGCUGCUGGGCCUGAAGGAGACCACCGACGUGUCGGUCCCGUCCGAGGUGCGGAAGUACCCGGCCGUCGUGCCUUCCGACGAUCCCGCCGAGCGUGUGCAUGGCAUGCUCUUCGAUGUGCCCGAUGAGCACAGAGACGAGGUGCUGCGAGGAUUGGACGAGUACGAGGAUGCGGUGGGCAUCCCCGAGGGCCUCGCCGAGUACCGACGGGACCGCGUCACCGUGCGCAUGGGCCAGGGUCACGUCCACGAGAACGUGGAGGUCGAGAGCUGGAUGUACGUGUGGGCCAGAGAGGUCCACACGCUCGCGCGAGUGCACGACGGCGACUACCGAUCGGUCUACGUCCUGCGCGCCGACGCGGAGGAGAGCGCGUCGCUGCCCCAAGCGUGA
This is a messenger RNA of Acanthamoeba castellanii str. Neff, 570 nucleotides long. Its product is annotated as AIG2 family protein. Lineage: Eukaryota; Discosea; Longamoebia; Acanthamoebidae. The transcript is spliced from 3 exons. The record is from RefSeq and is a predicted model, not a curated record. Bases 1 to 570 code for a protein of 189 amino acids.